Messenger RNA from Oxyura jamaicensis (ruddy duck), 4356 nucleotides. RefSeq names its product LIF receptor subunit alpha (gene LIFR). The record is from RefSeq and is a predicted model, not a curated record. Lineage: Eukaryota; Metazoa; Chordata; Aves; Anseriformes; Anatidae. Gene Ontology annotation, molecular function: cytokine receptor activity; protein binding. The coding region runs from base 336 to 3611 and encodes 1091 amino acids. The transcript is spliced from 21 exons. Gene Ontology annotation, cellular component: membrane.
CUCGGCACGGACCGGGCGCAGGUGGGGGCGCGGCGGGGGUCGGGCGCUGCCUCCUCCGGGGGGACGGCGGCGAAAGCGGCGGCUCCGCUCCGCCGCUGACCGGGGCUUAAAGAGCGGCUGUGCGGCAGGUUGGUCGGAGCGAGCACGGAGCCGUGGUGCCUAACAUGACUGCCAGCUUCAGCAUUCGGCUCUCCUGCACUGACGAGUAAGGACCGAGCCUGCCACGUGCUCCUGCAGCUGGGCUCCUGCCAGCAGUGCAAAUAACUGACCAGCUUGUUGGAAGAUGACGCUUAUUCCUACUUGAAGCUGCCAUUUGGAAAACAAACACUGCAAGAAUGAGGAAGAAUCCAAGCCUCCCCUGUCUUUUAGCACUAGCUAUUUUAUGUUUAACAAGCUUAGUACAUAGUCAGGAGAUAGGUUCUCCAGGGGACCCCCAGAAUUUAAAAUGCAUCACGCACAAUUUACGUAAAAUGGUCUGUACAUGGGAUGUCUCUUCUAGAAGAAGGCACGGACAAACUGACUUUUGUUACACUACCAAUGACCACCCUCUUACAGAGUGUUUUAAAACUAAGGAGAAAAGGGUCGAGAUUCCAGUCCCAGAGAGCUCCACCACCAUUAAAAUAACCACAAACAGCAUUUCUGGAACUUCUUUUGCUACCAGAGAAUUUGAAAUUCGCAAGAACGACAUCUCAUUUAUUCCACUUGCUCCACACAUUCUUAGUUUAACACCUGACUUUCCAACUUCCACAUUAACUCUGAAGUGGAGUGAUAACGGAUCGAUCUUCCCAUAUGGACUGGAUGCCUUUUGGCAGAUUGAGAUUCUCCGUAAGGAAACAAUGGAAAAAGUCACACAAGUAACUUACUAUUCAAAGCUGACCCAUGAAGACAUCAUUCUUUCUUGGAACUGGACAUCUGAUAUGCCUUUGGAGUGUACAUCACACUAUAUGAAGAUUCGCUGUUAUAUUAAUGUAACACAGUUUGUUGGCCACAAGGAUUGGAGUGACUGGAGCCCAGUAGAAGAGUCCCCUGGAAAAGAUACCGAGCCCCAUGGGAGUGGGGUUUUUCCUCAGGACACUGUAGUGGCAGUGGGUUCAGAUGUGACAAUUUGUUGUGUUCAUGAAGAAGGACAGCAGAUAAAACGGAUGACUUAUGGACCAGAAGCAUACCCACUAAUACGUCUAAGCAGUCGGAGCAGUGCAAUCAGAGUGCUAAAUGCCAGUGCUUCAGAUACCAGUGGGACAAAUGUAGUGUGCAGUCUGUCUGAGGAUGGGAUGGAUGGAACUGUCUUGUUUGUGGGAUAUGCCCCUGAUAUUCCCCAAAACCUCAGCUGUGAAACGUCCAACUUUGAGUUAAUAAAAUGCACCUGGAAACCAGGUCGACCCAGUGGACUAUAUGGAAAACGAGGAACAAAGUACAGCUUAUUUGAAAGGAUAUCUGGAAAAAAUGUUUCCUGUGAAGUAAAUGAAAUGAACAAAGAGCGUGUCUGUGGCUUUCCAGUACUGGCUGAUCAAAAAACCUACAAUUUCCUAUUAGGUGUCUCCAAUCCUAUUGGACAAACAGAAGCAUCGCUUUUGGUUGAUAUAAGUCAGAGAGUUCAUCCAAAAACUCCAGAAAAGUUAACUGUUUCUGGGAACAGCUCUACAAGCGUCCAUCUGCAUUGGUUUAUAAAUGGCAGUUUUGCUGCGAUCAGGCUUCUGUGUCAAAUUGAAAUUAGCAAUGGUCACUCUGAACAAAAACUGCACAAUGUCUCCAUGCCUGGUGGAAAAUCCUCGACUUAUACAGCUCAGCUGAACACGUUGCACCCCUAUACCAAAUACUGGUUCAGGGUGCGCUGUUCAGCUGCUGACCACUUCUGGAGAUGGAGUGACUGGAGCAGGAUAGAGGAGCACACAACACUGGAAGCCCCUCCUGCAAGAGGACCAGAUAUCUGGAGAGAGAGAAGUCCUUCAGGAAAAAGUCUAAAAAUCUUCUGGAAGCCCUUAGCCCUUUCUGAAGCCAAUGGAAAAAUAGUAUCUCAUGAAGUUUCCUGCUACCUGCUAGAGAAACCACUGGAGUAUAAAGAAGUCACAGAGCCCUCAAACAGUACUGAGAUAAAACUUGGAAGAAACGACUGUGUAGUUAGCGUUGUAGCCAAAAAUCAUGCAGGCUCAUCUCCUCCUUCAAGGAUAACAACUGUGGAACUUCCAAGUGACAAUGUCAAAACAGAUCGGGCCGUGGCAAUGGGGAAUGGAAUUUAUAUUUCUUGGAAUUCUUACCCCAACAUAACCUGUGGCUAUAUAGUAAAAUGGUGUCAUUCAUCUGGGUCUGAACCCUGCAGUGUGGACUGGCAGAAAUUUCCUUCAAAUACAACAGAUGCAGUGAUAAAAUCUGCUCUGUUUAGACCUGGAGUGAGAUACAACUUUUCACUAUAUGGUUGCAAAUCCAGUGGAUAUCAGUUACUGAAAAACAUAACUGGGUAUACGAAAGAGCUGCCUCCAAAACGUGCACCAAAUUUUACUGUAGAAGAAACUUCUUCAGAUUCAAUAUUGGUAAAAUGGGAAGACAUGCCUAUUGAGGAUUGUCAGGGGUUUUUAGAGGGAUAUCGUCUUUCCUUUGCAAAAGGUGAAAAAGAUGCCUUGAAGCCUAGACUUUUGGAAUCAGGGAAUCCAGAACUUAAAGUUAAGAAUAUCACUGACCUAACAAAAAAGUCUUUGAAAAUACUUGAUCUUCAAGGGAAAACAAGUUACCAACUGGAUCUACAAGCCUACACGGCUGGUGGGUUGAGCCCUCCUAACAGCCUCUAUGUGGUGACAAAGGAAGACUCUGUAGGACUAAUCAUUGCAAUUCUCAUCCCUGUGGCAGUGGUUGUUCUGCUUGGAGUGGUGGCGAGCAUCUUUUGCUAUAGAAAGAGGGAAUGGAUUAAAGAAACAUUUUAUCCAGAGAUCCCGAAUCCUGAGAACAGUAAGGCACUGCAGUUUCAGAAGAACAUCUGUGAGGGAAAUAAGACUCUUAAAACACUGGAAAUGAACCCUUGUACACCCAAUAGUGUUGAAGUGGUGGAAACACGGUCUGCAGCUCCCAAGAUUGAAGAUACAGAGAUGAUGUCCCCAGCAGUAGAUACUAUUAUACGUGAAGAUGGAUCUGACUCAGAAACAGAAAAUCAUGUGGUUGUGUCUUACUGCCCCCCUAUCAUUGAAGAGGAAAUCUCAAAUCCCCCUAUGGAUGAAUCUGUGGGGACAUCUCAGGUGGUUUACAUUGACAUCCAGUCAAUGUAUCAGCCUCAAAUUAAACCAGAGGAGUCAGAAAUAGACUUUGUGACUACAGCAGGCUAUAAGCCACAAAUGCAGCUGCCUAUCAGUGCUCUGAAAAUAGAGAGUCGCUCACCUGCAGAGGAAGAAUCAGAUAAAACUGCAGGUUACAGACCUCAAGCAAACACAAAUGUCUGGAACAUGGACACUCCAGACUCUCCUGGAUCAGUUGAAAGCAACAAUGAAAAUGCAUCUUUUGGGAGCCCGUGCUCUAUUAAUUCCCGACAGUUUCUGCUUCCCCCAAAAGAUGAUGAAGAUUCUCCCAAACCGAGUAACAUAGGGUGGUCCUUUACACACUUCUUUCAGAACAAACCAAAUGAUUAAGUGAGUCCACACUGCACCUGAACCUGCCUUCUAAAUAAGCUCUUAUUCCUGAUGUUGUAAAGAAAGGAGGAAGAAAAGUGCAAAAAGCAUGCAUUAUUCUUGGAGACAGUCAGCAGAGGUUCUAGUAAGCUGAAUGUUAUCAUGUUUAAGUUAGUGGAAGUGUUGAUGUUCCAUUUUAAUAGAGGCUAAGUGGCCGAAGGUAUAGCAAUUUAGUUAUUACUCUAGUAAAGUAUAUUGGAUAUAGGGGGUAUUGAGUUUAGAUCUCCUGAUAAAUGUAGUCAAAGAACUCUGCCUACCUUCACAUAGUGUUCCAAGAUUAAUAUGGUCUCAUACAACUUAUAACUUGGAAAGAUUGCUUUGCUUUGUUGUAGUUGUUCUCAACUGUGCAUACUCAAACAGUGUAUCCCCAACAGGUUUACUCACUUGAGGGUUUCAUUUAUCACAAACCUCAGCCUAAUGCAUGGAAAGAAUAUGGUUAGAAACUCUUGAGAUCUUUUACCUAGUGAUAAACUAAGAACAAAUCAAAGUCCUAUUUUUUUUUUCUCCCAUACAAAAUGGUAUUGUCACUGCUUAACACUUCUGAAGCAAUGGCUUUUCAAAUCUGUUGCUUUUUAACUAGACACUAGUUUCUGUACCUACUGUAUGUUUAUUCAAUGUUUGACUCAGGGGUACAAACUUGGGAAAAAAGUGUAACACUGAUUUAAACCUCAGCAAGAACUGCAUGAAGUUUUAAACUUUUUUUUUU